Molecule: messenger RNA, 2305 nt
Organism: Mizuhopecten yessoensis (Yesso scallop)
Lineage: Eukaryota; Metazoa; Mollusca; Bivalvia; Pectinida; Pectinidae
Product: glucose-6-phosphate exchanger SLC37A2-like
Exons: 18
Coding region: 255-1889 (544 amino acids)
Biological process (GO): glucose-6-phosphate transport; phosphate ion transmembrane transport
Cellular component (GO): endoplasmic reticulum membrane
Molecular function (GO): glucose 6-phosphate:phosphate antiporter activity
Source: RefSeq, a predicted model, not a curated record
GAGAGGAAUACACGUUAUCUCCAAUUUCAGAAGAAAUCUGUUUAAAUCAAGCACUUCUGGUAAGGGUUUGUAAGCUGACAAUGCACAUAUCCUGUGGUAAUGAUACACCACGAGGUGUAUCGAACGCCCGCACACCUGAGUUUUGUCCUUUGACCCUGUCACAGUUCUGGUAUAGACACGCGACGGACACCGGGAACCUGUCACUUCUGUAACAUCACCGCGGCUUCCGUGACAGCACUAAUAUCCAACUAGACAUGGCUAGCGCGGUACCCCCGGGCAUCAGGAUCCUCCCCAAGGGGUCUUGUGGGGACAGGAAUGUAACGUACAGAGUCUACAUUUUGAUCUUCACUUUCCUGUGUUAUACCUGUUACCACAUGUCCAGAAAACCAAUAAGUGUUGUCAAGAGCGUGUUACACAGGAACUGCUCUAAGGUAACGGAGGAUUCGGGGGUUCAUCACCUUGGCAACGAUACGACCUGGUGUGACUGGAAGCCAUUCGACGGAAGCGAUUACAGUGAGCUGUUCGGGACCCUGGAUCUUGUUUACCUGUUUGCCUACGCUAUCAGUAUGUUCUUCAGUGGACACAUUGCGGAAAGGAUGAGUCUACGGUACUUCCUGUCCGGAGGGAUGAUCAUGAGUGGACUACUGACCGCUGCGUUUGGCAUGGGCUAUUUCUGGAACAUCCACAACUUAGGAUAUUAUAUAGCCAUUCAGGUGGUUGGCGGUAUGUUCCAGUCCACAGGCUGGCCUGCUGUAGUUUCUUGUAUGGGGAACUGGUAUGGUAAGGGCAAGCGCGGUCUGAUCAUGGGCAUCUGGAAUUCUCACACCUCUGUUGGUAAUAUCCUUGGCUCCUUAAUCGCCGGUUCGUUUGUAACUGGUGCAUGGGGCUGGUCCUUUGUUCUUCCCGGCAUCAUUAUCGGAAUUCUCGGUGUCCUCGUCUUCUUCUUACUUGUCCCAGAUCCAGCAGAUGUCGGCUGCAGUCUCCCCGAUCACCAGGGCACUAAUGUGACAUCAAACGAUGAGGACAGAGCGAAGGAACCUGACAUCGAGUCGGAAGAGGUUGAACUGAGGGUGGUGGCAUCUGAUGCUGUAGCUAAGCCGCCUCUCUCCGGGGCAUGUAUUACUAGUGACACCCCAUGGAAUGAGGGUGACCUGGUUGUGUCCGUUAUCACGACUGCCGACAAUCUGCCCAUGUCCCAAAAGGUCAACAUGGAAUACAGCAGUUCAACGAAUUUUGUCAAAAAGAAGGGGCAGCCGGACAAGCCUAUCGGUUUCUUCGCAGCUCUUCGGAUCCCUGGCGUAGUGGAAUUUUCUCUGUGUCUGUUCUUUGCCAAAUUGGUCAGCUAUACCUUUCUCUUCUGGCUACCGAAAUACAUCAGCAGUAAAUCGGACAUUGAUGCUGAGAAGGCUGCAGAUUUGUCAACGUUUUUCGAUGUUGGCGGAAUUUUAGGUGGUAUAACGGCGGGGCUGGUAUCCGACUACACCGGGGCGAGAGCUACCACAUGCGUCAUACAACUAAUGUUAGCGGCACCUGUAAUGUAUAUCUAUAAUCUGUAUGGAAGCAUCGACCUCGCCCACAGUAUAGGACUGUCUAUACUCUGCGGGUUUAUGGUAAAUGGUCCGUACGCCCUGAUCACCACCGCGGUCAGCGCAGAUCUCGGAACGCAUAAAGUCCUACAGGGCAACUCAAAGGCCCUGGCUACAGUCACAGCCAUCAUCGACGGUACUGGAAGUAUAGGUGCUGCUAUUGGUCCAUUGCUGGCGGGUAUAAUCGAGACAACAGGCUGGAACAACGUAUUCUAUAUGCUGAUUGGCUCCGACAUAUUAGCUUUACUGUUGCUUAUACGUCUGUUCGUGAAGGAAGUCUUAGAAAAAGUACGGUCCUAUUAGGUUUCCAUACAUCUCCUGCAGAAAGUCUGGUUCUUGCAUGCGUACAUACAUCUGGUGCAGAAGUCUAUGUCCGUGCAUGCCUACAAACAUCUAGUCCCGUUCCUCGCAUGGCCAUUUAUUCCUAGCUCAGCUUCGGGUGUUUUUAUACAACAUGUGUUCCAACGGACUUCAAGCCUUCUAGUCCACCCGUGGAUUCAUUCUGAGCAUUACGUCUAAACAACCUUAUACAUAUAUGCAUAUCGACACCUUGUUUCUAUUUCUGUCUUGCACGUGACUGUAUCAACUUAAUGUUUCUAAAUCUAGAUCCGGAUAUUCUGUUUUCUAUCAAUGUGAAUAUCUAAAAGUAACAAUGUCAUCAUCAAAAACAUGCAAGAAUGUAUGGGUAUUUGAAAAAUAAAAUGAAUUAGGAAUCUGAU